Molecule: messenger RNA, 1467 nt
Organism: Penicillium antarcticum
Lineage: Eukaryota; Fungi; Ascomycota; Eurotiomycetes; Eurotiales; Aspergillaceae
Gene: cp8
Product: putative carboxypeptidase Y
Exons: 4
Coding region: 1-1467 (488 amino acids)
Biological process (GO): proteolysis
Cellular component (GO): fungal-type vacuole
Molecular function (GO): serine-type carboxypeptidase activity
Source: RefSeq, a predicted model, not a curated record
AUGUGGAAAAUUUGGAGUACCCUUUUAGGCGUGAGCUAUGCCUCUCAAACCAUUCUCCGCGGGCCAUCAACAUCAGACUUCACGAGCUUCAAAAGCCCGAACUCCCCACACUCAGUACGAAUUCGACAACAAAAUGAUACAAUCUGCGCAACAGGCUCAGCGCAGUAUACAGGCUGGUUGGAUAUUGGGCAUAAACACCUAUUCUUCUGGUAUUUCGACAGCCAGAAUGAGGCCACCAAUGAUCCAUUAACAUUAUGGAUGACCGGUGGACCCGGUGCUUCCAGUAUGCUCGGUCUAUUUCAAGAGAUUGGACCCUGUUUGAUCAAUGACUAUGGAAAUGGAACCGUUUCCAAUCCAUGGGCCUGGAACCGAAACACUUCGUUGCUCUUUGUUGAUCAGCCGGUUGGUGUUGGUUUCUCGUAUAUUGACGAGGGCUACGAUGUCCCGCGCGAUUCAAAAGCUGCGGCUGUUGAUAUGCAUCAUUUCCUUCAAAUAUUCAUCUCGGAGAUAUUCCCCGAAAAACAAUUCUCUGAUUUUCAUCUCUCAGGCGAAUCCUACGCUGGCAAAUACAUUCCCUACCUCGGAGCUGAGAUCAUAACUCAGAAUGAGCGCUAUCCUCGGGAAAUCCAGGUCAAUCUCAAGUCAUGCCUAGUAGGCAACGGCUUCAUGUCUCCCAAGGAUAUCUUCUUCGGAUACUGGGAAACAUUGUGCACUACCAACCCUGGCGUUGAAACACCUGUGUUCAACAACACUCGUUGCGACAUCUUAGCGACUAAUAUGCCUCGGUGUAUGAAUGUAGCUGAUACAUGCAUCCACAAUCCCGAUACUGAUAUCUGCAAUACUGCAAGCUCUGUUUGUAUGAAUGGUGUGGUAAAUUGGUAUGAUAAUGAGAGUGGGAAAGGAGGACGCAAUCGCUUUGAUAUCACAGGAACUUGCGCAAUCGAUGACUUUUGCUAUAAAAGGUCUGAGUAUAUCCAGCAAUAUCUGAAUACACCGGCUGUGUGGGAUGCUCUCUCGCCGCCUGAUGAGAUCAAGGAGUAUAAAUUGUCAUCCGAUGCCAUUGAAAAAUCGUUCCAGGCUACACCGGAGAUGAUGUCAUACUCGUCUGAUGCCGUGCUACUCCUUCUUUCUCGUGGUGUCCAUUUCUUGGCUUAUCAAGGAAACCUCGAUUUGGCUUGCAACACUGCUGGAGUUCUCCGAUGGGCGAAUUCGUUGUCUUGGAGGGGUCAAGUUGAGUUUUCAGCGAAGUCACUGCAGCCUUGGACUACGAAUAUGGGUGGUCGCGAUGAAGUGGUUGGCACGACUAAGGAAGUGCAGGUAUACUUUGAUACUCACUCAAAGACUGCAUCUCGGUUUGCUUUGGUGACUGUUGAUAGGGCAGGACAUCUGCUUCCUCAAGAUCGUCCGGAUGUCGCGUUUGAUAUACUUACGCGGUGGAUUACAGGUGCUUCUUUCGUUAGCUCUUAA